AUAUACCAAGAACAGUCGCGCAUCGAGCGCCGAGGUACUGGCGCGUCAUACUCAUCAUUGUACACAAUGAUCGCGACACUGCUUGCCGUGCUCCUCGUCACCAUCCUGGGGUACAUCAUCAACACCGUCAGCAAACCGAGAAAAUAUCCACCAGGUCCUAAAUGGUAUCCGUUCGUAGGAUCGAGCGCGAUCGCCCGAAAAGUUGCGCUACAAUAUGGCUCCCAGUGGAAAGGAUUUUCCCAUUUGGCCAAAGAAUAUUCGACCGAAGUGCUCGGAUUAAAGCUGGGUUCAGAACUUGUUGUUGUCGUGUUUGGAGAGAAAAAUUUACGAAAAGUUUUCACUGAAAAGGAGUAUGAGGGCCGACCAGAUAGCUUUUUUAUACGGCAAAGAUGUUUGGGCAAAAGAUUGGGUAUUACCUUUGUCGAUGGCCCUUUGUGGAGAGAGCAUCGCCAGUUUACGGUGAAGAAUUUGAAAAAUGUCGGAUUCGGUAAAACUGCAAUGGAGACAGAGAUCCAGACUGAAUUGCAUAACAUUUUGGAGUACAUUGAGAAGAGUAAAACAAAAGCCAUCAAUCCGAAAGUGAUACUUGCGCAGUCUGUUAUGAAUAUUCUAUGGAAAUACACUGCAGGUGAAAGAAUUAAAGAAGAUCAAUUGCAAUACGUUAUAGAUUUAUUCAGUAAGAGAUCUAAGGCAUUUACAAUCGCGGGCGGCUGGUUGAACCAAUGGCCUUGGUUAAGAUUCAUUUUUCCCAAACUAAGUGGAUACACGAUCAUCAAAAACUUGAACCAGCAAAUAUCUGAUAUUAUUGACGAAACGGUUAACAAGCACAAAAACGGAUUAGUUCCGGGAAGCGAUUUUAUUUAUAGUUUUCUUGAAGAGAUGAAGGAAAAUAACGUGAGCUUUCACGAGGAACAAUUAAAGGCCAUUUGUCUCGACAUUUUGAUCGCGGGCGCGCAAACUACAAGCAAUGUGCUGGAAUUCGCAAUUCUCAGCCUUAUCAGACAUAAACAGAUACAAGAGAAAGUGUAUGACGAAAUACAUAGUGUUAUUGGGGAGGAUACGCCCUGUUGGAAUGAUAGUAACAGAUUACUAUACACAAUGGCGUUUUUACUGGAAGUCCAAAGGUUCUAUACUAUAGCGCCUUUAGCUGGUCCGAGACGUGUUCUCGAAGAAACAACUAUUGAAGAUUACGUAUUACCGAAGAAUACUACAGUAUUAUUGUCAAUUGGGGACGUUCAUUUUAGUCCUGAUUUAUGGGACGAACCUAAUAAAUUUAAUCCAGACAGGUUUUUGGAUUCUAGUGGGAAAUUGGUCAAUACUGAACACUUUUAUGGAUUUGGUUUGGGUCGAAGACGCUGUCCCGGCGAUUCCUUAGCGAAGUCAUUUAUUUUCAUAGUGUUAGUGGGUAUCGUGCAAAAAUAUAGAAUCGAGAGUGAAAAUGGCGUCCUACCUGCCGAAGAGCCAAUUAUUGGAUUAAUAUCUGGAGCGCGGCCGUUUUCCGCUGAAUUCAUUCCACGUUUCUGAAUAAUUUGAAUAAAAAUAGUAUAUAUUAGCGAAUUGAAUGAAUGAUCAGAAGUUGUGUAAUGAAUGCGUAAUCAAGUAAAUUAUUUUUUGGGAAAGUGCUCAUGUUCAUAGAUUUAAAUACCUACAGGGAUGUCUUGCUUCUUACUGUCUUAACAUUGAACGCAAUAAAAGGUAUUUUAUAAUAUUGGUUAUAACUUAUAACGAAACAGGUUUAUAAAUAAAAGCAAGUACCUAUUUAUUUUCUGAAGUACUUUUCAUGAAAUUUAAUACGAAAAAAUUGAAGGCGUAAAUGAAAAGAUUCCUGGAUAUUUUUAAUUAUGAUGGUUGAAUAAAAAUAUUUUUUUCACAGUCAUACAAUUUUUCGCACCAAAUAUAUUAUAAUAUAUUAUUAUAUUGUAACAUAAUUUUAUUUAAGUACACAAUGCACUGUAUUAUUAUUUCUGCCGUUUAGAAACAGUACCGUCAGUUUACAAAUGCUUGUUUUGUACUACGAAAGUGAGAAAUUAUUGUUUUGGAUAUUAUGUUAGUAUUAUUUAAAAUCUACACAGAAAUAUGGAGUUUAUUUUCUUUUGGAAAGAGUCUAUUAUUAUUAGCAUCUAUAGGCGAGAGUUUGUAAUUUGACGACGCCGUUUUAUAUAUUUGCCGAUAAAUUAUUGAAAUAAAUUUUAGUCUGGAAUAAA
Messenger RNA from Colias croceus (clouded yellow), 2204 nucleotides. It is a transcript of the gene Cyp305b1, whose product is annotated as probable cytochrome P450 305a1. Gene Ontology annotation, molecular function: oxidoreductase activity, acting on paired donors, with incorporation or reduction of molecular oxygen, reduced flavin or flavoprotein as one donor, and incorporation of one atom of oxygen; heme binding; iron ion binding. Gene Ontology annotation, cellular component: intracellular membrane-bounded organelle; cytoplasm. The record is from RefSeq and is a predicted model, not a curated record. Gene Ontology annotation, biological process: xenobiotic metabolic process. Bases 67 to 1524 code for a protein of 485 amino acids. NCBI's taxonomy places the organism in Eukaryota, Metazoa, Arthropoda, Insecta, Lepidoptera, Pieridae. The transcript has 8 exons.